AUGAGCAAUUACCGCCCCUCGUACUCAAACGGCCGCAACGGCCGGCGAGAUGAUCACCGCAACAAGAGGCCAUACUAUGACGCUCCUCCCCCGCCUCCAUCACAUGCCGCGCCCCCUCCUCCUCCUGGCCCCCCAGGUAGAGACAGCUGGCGCCAUCGCGACAGUGAUCGCGACUACCGAAGAUCUGCCUCCCCUCGGCGCGACAGCUAUCAACCUUCAUAUACCGGGCCCCGAGACAGCAGGCGAUCCGAUGCGUACAAUCAGCGCGACCCGCGUCCGCCCCAGGGCGACUUCAACUUCCGGUUUGACAAGCCCGCUGGCGUCGGCGAGUCCUUCACCGAUUCAUAUCGCCCAGGAGGAGGCGCGCCGCCAAGAAGGAUGGCCCAGCCUCGGGGACGCGGUCGUGGAGGAUAUCGCGGACGCGCCAGAUUCAAUCCUGCCGAGCGUGAACUACUGCGCAAAGACAACAGCGAGGUGCAGGAGAAAUUGGUUGGCGAAGACGAUGGCGCGAAAUAUCGCAACAUUGACGAACUGUCGGACGAUGAAGAGACAGACAUGGACAUAUCGGAUCAGUCUGAUGGCGAUGCCGAUGAACCCUCGAGCAAGCGCAGGCGCCGGGAGCACGGGAACGCGACGGCUGGCGACAGUGCCCCCAAGUGGUCUAACCCUGACGCCGAGACGGCUUUGCCACCGGAAGACGUACAUCGCAAGAAAAAGGACAUGGUCGCCAUGAUCCGGAAGGCGCGCAUGGAGGACCAGGCGGCCAACAAAUUGGCUGCCAGCACCGAGGCUGAGGAUUUCAUUUCAUUCGAUCUGGGCGACGACGAUGAGGGGGAAAUCAAGAUGGAUGGGAGCGCCAGCAACAAUGCUUCUGGAUCCAGUGGGCGUCAACAGCGGCCGCAGCAUUCAACUGAUCCGGCCGAGCAGAAUGGGCGCCUUCCUGCCGACACGUCACUGCCUCCAAAGCCCCCCCUGCCACCAAGUCCAGGUUCUAAACCCCGCUCCAUGGCAUCUGUCCCCGAUAACUCUGACCCCUUGGGCUCGCGCAAGCGCACCUUUGACGACGAGAUCAAGCCUCCUUCCUACGGCGCACUAAAGAAGGUCAACAAAAUGCCUGUCCGCGGCAACGUUGUCCCUGAAUGGGAACCCGUUCGUGAGGAGGACGAUUGUCCCUGGAUUAUUGCGGACCAUUCUCAAACCUCUGACAUGAGUGUUUGGCUUCACAAGGAGAUUGUAGACUUUUACGAGCAUGUGCGCCCUCGCGAUUUUGAGCAGCGUAUGCGAGGCGAGCUGAUUGAACGCAUCCGUGACUCCCUUCGCCGCAAUCCCAAGUACCGCGGCUGCGAAGUUCACCCAUUCGGGUCCUACAUGUCCGGUUUGUACCUGCCCACUGCCGACAUGGACAUUGUUAUCUGUUCAAAGGAAUGGCUCUCCGGCCGCAUGACUGCCUUCCCUGGCGGCAGCUCCUUAUACAAAUUUCGGGGCUUCCUCACACAAAAUCGGCUUGCCGACCCCUCGUCCGUGGAGGUUAUCGCCAAAGCCAGAGUGCCUCUGGUGAAGUACAUUGACGCCGUCACUGGUUUGCGUGUCGAUAUCUCGUUCGACAGAAUGGAUGGUCCUGCUGCUAUCAAGACAUUUCUGGACUGGAAGGAGCAGUACCCCGCUCUGCCCAUCCUCGUCACCAUCAUCAAGCACUUCCUCGCCAUGCGCGGGCUCAAUGAGCCUGUCAACGGCGGCAUCGGCAGUUUCUCCAGCAAGAACCUCGUCCCAGAGCAUCAUCUCGGCGAGAUGCUCAUGGAAUUCUUUGACCUUUAUGGCAACAGGUUCGACUACAAGACCACGGCGAUUCGCAUUAACCCACCUGGUUAUUCAUCCAGAGACCAUAACCUGACGUACAAGAACAGAGACCGCCUGUCGAUCAUCGACCCCAACAAUUCCUCGAAUGACAUUUCUGGCGGCUCGAGCAAUGUGGGAAUCAUCUUCUACGAUUUCCACUCGGCGCACCGCAUGAUCAAGGAGCGCAUGGCCGAGCUUUCCAAGGGAGGUGGCCACGGCACGAACACGGCGAGUAUCCUUGAGACGAUUCUCGCGGGGAAUUACUCGUCAUUCCGCCUGCAGCGUGGUCAUCUGCGACUUCUUCAUGAGAAGCACAUCGGUCCUUGCGACGACUAG
Messenger RNA from Verticillium alfalfae VaMs.102, 2172 nucleotides. RefSeq names its product Poly(A) RNA polymerase cid14. Gene Ontology annotation, cellular component: nucleolus; TRAMP complex. The coding region runs from base 1 to 2172 and encodes 723 amino acids. The transcript is spliced from 4 exons. The record is from RefSeq and is a predicted model, not a curated record. Gene Ontology annotation, molecular function: poly(A) RNA polymerase activity; mRNA binding. Gene Ontology annotation, biological process: RNA 3'-end processing. Lineage: Eukaryota; Fungi; Ascomycota; Sordariomycetes; Glomerellales; Plectosphaerellaceae.